GCAGGUUGUCAGAACGGGUAGCCCUCGUUAUAUUUACCCUCGGCAAAUGAGAUCUCUAUUUAAACUGUGAUGCAACCACAUUUACCAGCAGAUCUGCCGAAGGGUCCCACCUCACCAGAUAUCAAGAUGUUGAAAUUUUCGAUAUUGCUGUGUCUCUUGUCUCUGUCAUUUGCUGAUCCUUCAUCCGGGGAAGAUGAAGGCAUGUCUCUUGAACAGAAGAUGGAGGCAUACAAGGCGUUCAAAGCAUUCGGCAUGUUUGCUGAGAAGGCCAAGGAUCUGAAGGAAAAGAAAGAAACGGAGAAGAAGAUUGAGGCCUUUAAAACCUUUGCUGCUUUCAAGAAGUUCUCAAUGAAGAUGGCUGGAAUGAAAGGCGAAGGUGAAGGUGAAGGCAAAGGCGAAGGCGAAGGCGAACGCGAAGGCGAACGCGAAGGCGAACGCGAAGGCAGGGGCGAAAUGAGCUUUGAAAAGAAGAAGGAAGCUUUUGAAACGUUUGUUAAAUUCAAAAUGUUCUUUGGGAAAAUGAAAGAAUCAAAGGAAAAAAAAGAAAUGGAGGAGAAGAAAGAGGCUUUCAAGAAGUUCCUAGCCUUUGCUAAGAAGAUGCAUGGGGAGGAUAAGGAUGAGGAGGGGCAAAUGGGUGAGAACAGAGGAGAGGGAGAGGAAAGGGAGAUGUUGGAGAAAUUCCACAAGUUCAUUGCUCACAUGAAGGAAAAGAAGGAGGCUGCGAAGAUGGAAAAAGAACACGAUGAAGAAUUUGACCAAAACACAGAGGGAAUGGACUUUGAGCAGAAGGCUAAGGCCUUCAAAAUGUUCGUUGCUUUCAAGAGGUUUGCUGAGAAAAUGAAGGAAGAUAAAGAACAUGAGGCAUUUGAGGAAAAAAAGAAGGCUUUUGAGAUGUUUUGCAGAUUCGUCCAGUUCGUCAAGAUGGCAAAGAAGGCAAAGGAGAUGGGCGGUGAAAUGGAAGAGAAGGAAAUGGGACAUGAAGAAAAGAAGGCUCAGUUUGAGAAGUUUGAGAAGUUUGUGAAGUUCAUGAAAGCGAUGAAGGCUAAAGGCAUGGAAGGCGCCGAGGACAUGGAAUUCGAAAAGAGGACAGAGGGGAUGGACUUUGAGAAGAAGGCCAAGGCUUUCAAAAUAUUUGUUGCUUUCAAGAAAUUUGCUGAGAAAAUGAAGGAGGAAAAAGAGCGUGAGGCAUUUGAAGAGAAGAAGAAAGCCUUUGAGAAAUUUGUAGCUUUCCAUAAGUUUGUCAAGACGUCCAAAAUGGGAAAUAGCGGAGAACAAAAGGAAGAUGAUGGAGGGAUGGACAUGGAUGAGAAGAAAGCAAUGUUCUUCAAAUUCGUCAAGUUCGUCAAAGCAAUGAAGGCCAAGAAAGCCAACCAGGAACAAGAAGAGCAACAUGACAAGGAAUUGGAGAAGGAUACCAAGGAACUCAGCUUUGAGCAGAAGGCAAAGGCAUUCAAAAUGUUCGUUUCCUUCAAGGCGUUUGCCAGCAAGAUGAAGGCAGCAAAGGAAGAGGAAGAAAUGCAACAGAAGAAGAAAGCGUUCAUGAUGUUCGCCAAGUUCGCCAAAUUCGUCAAGACGAUGAAGCAGAUGAAGAGUCAGAUGCAGGGUGAAGAUAGGAUGGACCAGGACAACAAGGGUAUGGACUGGGAAGAAAAAGCCAAGGCCCUCGAGAAGUUCAAGAAAUUCAACGAAUUCAUGAAGUACGCUGAGACGAAAAACUCUGAUGACGAGGAGGGGCAACAGAUGUAUGCCAUGUGGCAGAAGAAGAUGGCGGUCCUCAAAGGGAUGGACAAGCAGAGGAAGAUGAUGGAAUUCGUUCAGGAAUUUGAGAAGAAGAAGCACGAAGUCGCUUUCAAGAUCUCUCACGAGUUCGUCCAGCUGUGCCAGUGUGCUGAAGUCAGUGACCAGAUGUCCAUGAUGAUGGGACAACAACAGAGCAACAACGUGUCUACGAACGGCACAGAUUUAAUGGCUGGAAUGGGCAAUGGGACCGACACAUAUGACACGGUGUUCAACAACAUGGACGCAGUCAAAUUAGCAGAGAAACUCAAGUCCAUGAGUAAGGAACAGAAGGUGAAGGUCUUCAUGGCUGGGCUCAUCAAGUCUGUUUGUGGAGGAGCUAAGGUCUUUGUGGCACAGGCCAAAAGAUUUCAGGAACACUACAUGAGCAAUGAGACUUCGUCCAGAUCUCCCACCACGGACUGAUGGGUUUACCCAACCUCAACAUCUUUUUACAACAAGACCGACGACGGUGACCCAGCUUGUCUGUUACACACACCAUGCUGACGACUGUCUCGAAGAUAUCUUAUGAUGCUAAUUUUUUAAUAAAAAGUAUACAUCAUCA
Messenger RNA from Haliotis rufescens (red abalone), 2341 nucleotides. Its product is annotated as caldesmon-like. Bases 70 to 2202 code for a protein of 710 amino acids. The record is from RefSeq and is a predicted model, not a curated record. The transcript is spliced from 4 exons. NCBI's taxonomy places the organism in Eukaryota, Metazoa, Mollusca, Gastropoda, Lepetellida, Haliotidae.